Stegastes partitus (bicolor damselfish) is the source of this 1939-nucleotide messenger RNA. RefSeq names its product forkhead box D1 (gene foxd1). Gene Ontology annotation, biological process: cell differentiation; regulation of transcription by RNA polymerase II; anatomical structure morphogenesis. The record is from RefSeq and is a predicted model, not a curated record. Gene Ontology annotation, molecular function: RNA polymerase II cis-regulatory region sequence-specific DNA binding; DNA-binding transcription factor activity, RNA polymerase II-specific. The transcript has a single exon. Bases 262 to 1308 code for a protein of 348 amino acids. Lineage: Eukaryota; Metazoa; Chordata; Actinopteri; Pomacentridae.
CAGGUUUGGCCCUUUUGCAGGUUUUCCCGGCGCAGUUCUCAGCCUGGCAUCGGCGGGGGUCGCUCCCUUUAGUCGGCGAGAAAGAAACCUGAAAACAUAUGGAAAUAGGGAGAAAACCGGGGGACAUCUCUGACCGGCGGCGACACGUGCUCCUCUCCUCUCCCCCUCCUCACAUGAGUUUUUGAAGAGGGAGGGCAGGGCAGCUUGUGCAUCUCAUCGUCUUCCUCAUCGGGCGUCGGAGCGCACAGCCGUGUGUGAGCCAUGACUCUGAGCUCAGAGAUGUCGGAUGCCUCCAUCCUUUCGGAAGAGACUGACAUCGACGUGGUCGGAGAGGGCGAGGAUGGAGACAACCAGACGCGCUCCUACGUGGACGAGGUGGCGCAGAUGCACGACGGCAUCCUCCUGGCCGGCUCUCCUCCUCCGUGCCUGGACAGCUCCACCUCCUCCCGGGAUACCUACAAGCCGGCGGGUAAGAACACCCUGGUGAAGCCCCCUUACUCCUACAUCGCCUUAAUCACCAUGGCCAUCCUGCAGAGUCCCAAAAAGAGGCUCACCCUCAGCGAGAUCUGCGACUUCAUCAGCAACCGCUUCCCCUACUACAGGGAGAAGUUCCCGGCCUGGCAGAACUCCAUCCGACACAACUUAUCCCUCAAUGACUGCUUCGUCAAGAUACCGAGGGAGCCCGGGAACCCGGGGAAAGGCAACUACUGGACCUUGGACCCGGAGUCAGCUGAUAUGUUUGACAACGGGAGCUUUCUGAGGCGGAGGAAACGCUUCAAGCGGCAGCAGACGCAGGACUUGCUGCGGGAACACAACACUUUCAUCCCGGCAGCGGCUGCGUACGGCUACGGACCGUACGGCUGCGGCGGAUACGGCAUCCAGCUCCAGUCCUACCACACGCACUCUGCGCUUUUUGCUUUCCAGCAGCAACAGCAGCAGCAACAGCAGCAGCACUCCAGGCACACAGGAACCAUUAUCCCCUCACCGUCUCUGAUGCCCACCACCACGGACUUAGCCCGGAGUAGGUUUUACCCUCAGCUCAGCUCCAGCCUGGGCUCAGCCAGCGUGCAGGCUGCGUCCCCGGUGCAGAAGUCGAGCUCUCCGGUGCAGCGCUCCCCCUUCUCCAUAGAGAGUAUCAUCGGAGGGUCGCUGAGCCCCUCCAGGACUUCUCCGGUCGUUGUCCCGGUCUUACCCUCCUCUCUGGGGCCUGCAGCCUCCAGCCAGCCGCAGAGCGUCCACCCCGGAGCCGUUAUACACCCGUUUGAAAACUUUCCGAGCAGAGUUGUGAGCGGCACUAGCGCCUGUUAAAUGUCUUAACUACAAACUUUUUUCAAGAAACUAAAAACAAAAAAAAGAAACAGCAUCAAAAACAAAAAUCAGCCCUCUUUGAAGGUAGGAUUAUUUUUGUAUGUUUGUUUGCUAGCACGCAGCUGAAUGAUGGACAUACCGAUCACUAUUUGUGCCUAUAUUCAUGCUGUUUAUGGAGAUAUAUUUAUGUUCAGAAAUGUCAAUCAGACUUUUAAACCACCAACUUUUCCUUGUAUUUUCCAUGAAGUGAUUCGUUUCAGUCACUGUUUAGGGCGUCUCAGGACUUAAUGGACAGGUUAUUAAAUGAUCACAUGUUUUGUUUUUUUUUUAAAGUAAAAAAAAAAAAUAGGCUAAUAAUGUAUUUGUGUCAAACACAUCCAUGUUUUUUUAUUAGUAAGAAAAAAAAAAUCAAAACAAGGUUUGGAGGUUUUGAUUUGAACUUUGUAUUAAAAGAAAAACACAGAGCAAAGUCAUAGCCUACAUUUAUAAUAAUAAUAUGCAGUGUGUGUUUAUUUCAGUAAUAAAACAUUGUACAUUUUUGGCAAGUAUUGUGUAAUUGAAGUGUGAUAUUUUUACACGGUUUGUUUUUCAACAAAAAAUAAAUAUCGUUUUGCAAAAAAAAAAAAAAAAA